ACAGCCUCUUUCUUCUCGUCUUCACAUACGUACAGCCACCCGCCGACCCCCGACGGCAGCACGCAGCCCAGCACCCCGGAGCGGACACCGCCACCACCACGCCAAGCUAGCCAUGGAUCUCCUGCUCCUCCCAUCUCGCGCCGCCAGCGCGCGCCCGCUACUUCCACCAACCAGCCCCAGCGCCCUUCGCCGCGCCGGCACCGCCAGGCCGGCGGCCAGCUCCAGCAACGUCGAGGUCAUCGACGCCACGGCGACGUCGACGUCCAAGCCGGGCAGUCAGUGGCGGGCGGGCGGGCUCGGGCUGGAGCUGUCGGAGGAGAUGCGGCGCGGCAUGUUGUGGCGGAUGGUGGCGCCCCCCGCGACGGCGGUCGCGGCGGACGCGGCGUUCCUGAGGCUGCUCGACCGCGCGGCGCCCGGGGACGCGCCGGCCUGGGCCGCCGCCGCGGGCUCGGCCCUGCUGUUCGCGGCGGGGCUGCUCGGGGUCCACUACGGGUUCCUGUCGUCGAGGUGGGACGCAGCGGAAAGGGGAUCCGUCCUGGGAUGGGACCUCGCCGUUCGACACUGGGAAGUCCUGUCUAUGGCUAAGGAACACUCUUCGUCGGUGGAGGAGGAGGAGGAGGAGGAGGAGGACGACGACGACGAUGAGGAAUACGAAGACGAAGAGUACGAGGAAGAGUGUGAAGAAGAUGACGAUUAAUUAAGGUUCAUUGUUGGUGGUUUCCUGCGCUGUGCUACAUCGCCAAUCUCGGAUGCGUCUUCAAUGUCAGACAUAUCGCGUGGUGCCAUUACCAGGUCGGCCGCUCGGUUACGAACUGCACUAAAACAAACCAUACCAAAAAC
Molecule: messenger RNA, 840 nt
Organism: Panicum hallii
Lineage: Eukaryota; Viridiplantae; Streptophyta; Magnoliopsida; Poales; Poaceae
Exons: 2
Coding region: 113-697 (194 amino acids)
Source: RefSeq, a predicted model, not a curated record